AUGGAUGCGUUCGACGCUGCGCAGAAGUCAUUCCUGAGUUCCUUAGGCUCAGAAGAUGUUACGACCCUCAACUCACACAACACAGCAGAAGAUGUCCUUGCAGAGGUUGAAAAGGCUGAGGAGGAACAUAGAGGAAAAUGCAAUACUCGGAACUACAUGAAAAAUAUCGAAAAUUUCGUCAAACGCGUCGAGCAAUAUGGCAAAGUCUUAGACGUAUACAUGAAUGCAAAGCCAGAAGUCUUGUCGUUGAUCUGGGGAACUGCUCGGUUGCUUGCCCUUGAUUACCUCGAAUUUUACGAAAAUUUACUCGACAUGUUCCGCCAGCUAGGAAAAACUCUAGGAAGAUUCGGAAUUUAUGCCCGACUCUAUCCUAGAUCGGAUCGCCUCAAAUCCUCUCUGAUCGCUGCAACAUUUGUCAUUAUUGAUGCCUUGGAUGAGUGCGACGACCGGGACAAACUCCUAUAUUUCAUUGUGGAAAGUUCGAAAUCCACACCAAAUCUAAACCUGCUUGCAACAAGUCGGAAUGAAAAGGAUAUACACGACACACUGCAAGGUUUACCUCAAGUAGAACUAACAGAUGCAAAUACUACUCUCGAUAUUCGAAUCUUUGUGGUAGCCCGCCUCGAGGAGAUGAUCAAAAACAGGAAGCUAAAACUACGAGACCAGAACCUUCGACACGAGAUCUUCGAUUCACUUUGCUCUCGAGCCGACGGCAUACUAUCACGAUUCUUGCUCGAGAAUGGAUUCACACCCAACGUCAAGCGAAGUCAUCAAGCAGUUGAAGAUGGUGAGUGCCCAUAUUUUGGUGAAGUUCCCCUACCUCUCGCAAUUCCCAUCGGAAGAUUUGACCUUGCCGAUCUGCUUCUUGAUCAUGACGGGGAUCCAAAUCUAGCUGAUGAAUAUUCCGGAAACCCACUCUACGCUGCUGUAAUGGUACAGAAUGUGAGGCUGGUGUGCAAACUGCUCGAGCUUGGUGCAAGGCCAAAUGAAGACAUUACGACGGGUGACUCCUGCUCCAACAUCGUUCACAUUGCGUCACGCUACCAACAUCCCACAAUACUUCAAAAGCUUCUGCAACAUGGUGCCGAUGCAAAUACUCACUGUUACAGCUGUCCAUCUGCACUCAGGUCCGCAAUCAAGGCACAGAGAAUAGGGACGAUUGACAUACUGGUUAGUCACAGGGCCGAUGUUAGUGAACCUGAUGCAUAUGGUCGCGUUCCUAUGUCUCGAGCAAGAGACCUCGCCUAG
This is a messenger RNA of Exophiala bonariae, 1248 nucleotides long. RefSeq lists its product as uncharacterized. Lineage: Eukaryota; Fungi; Ascomycota; Eurotiomycetes; Chaetothyriales; Herpotrichiellaceae. The transcript has 4 exons. The record is from RefSeq and is a predicted model, not a curated record. Gene Ontology annotation, molecular function: protein binding. The coding region runs from base 1 to 1248 and encodes 415 amino acids.